CCUAGAUAACGAGACUUGUCCGCGUAAAAAGAAUGUCCAGUGAUUUGCUAUCGGAAUCGGUGAAUAUGUUUCUGGACGAUUUCGAGACCGGCCUCUGUCUACCCAUUCUCGUGGUUAUGGUGCUUUGCACCGCUCAGUUUGUAUUUAAUCAUGUCUUCGGUAUUGGAUACACGAUUUAUCAGAGCAUAAGGAAGCCGAUAGCGGAGGGAGAGGCGCAAGAAGCCACGGAUAUGAUGGGAAAACUGAAAGGAAUGCUGAACACUCUAGGUAUCGGAAAAACCGAUACGGCAAAUGUGACUGCGAUUAAAAAUCCGCUAUCAUCUGUGAUCCAAUCUCGAGAGGAAGAGUGGGACUACUGCGAGGAUGAUGUUGAAUAAGAUAACAAAACUGUUCUC
Molecule: messenger RNA, 395 nt
Organism: Formica exsecta
Lineage: Eukaryota; Metazoa; Arthropoda; Insecta; Hymenoptera; Formicidae
Exons: 2
Coding region: 33-377 (114 amino acids)
Source: RefSeq, a predicted model, not a curated record